UCAACAGUUUGAUCCUCUGUGGGGUUGUGGUUGAAAGAGGUGAGGACCUCAUAUUAAAUAUUUUUUAUAAAAAGAUCCUUGAGUGGUGGCACAGAUAUUUCUGCUCUCUCUUGUUCAUGGUGACCCUCACUGUCUGUCUCAGAACACUUUACUUUAGAAGUUCUGAGAAAAUUUAAAGCAAAUCUUUCUACUUUUUAUUAUGGCACUCAUAAAUUGCACAUAUUAAAUAAUAUUUUUGAAAAAGUCUUGAAAGGUGACACAGAUAUUUCACCUCACUCUUGUUCAUGGUGACCCCCACUGUCUGCAUGUCAAGUUUCAUUGGUUUCACAAAAUAUGGGAGUGAAAAAAUAGUGCCACGUAAAUAACUGAGGGGGUGGGGCAGAGACACAGAGUGCUCGGUGCAUGAUGGGAGUUCCUCCAGGUGCCAAGUUAAUUCAUUUUCAUCAAAGAAACAUAUAUAAUAUUCCAUUUCCCUAUACCUGUUAUUAUUGUGUGGAGAUUAAACCAAACACAUACAACAACAGUGUCUUUCUGAAGCAACUCUGUCUCUGUUACCAUUCCUGUGUUCAGAGGACAAAGAAACUUACUCAAGAAGAUAUUUAAAAAUGCCUGGAAUUUAGUUCACUUGAAGACUGCCAUGGAGGGACAUUUGGUAUAUUAAUAGAAAACCUGUCUGUCAAUUGGAGGCCAGUUGGGAAACCUAUUAGUAAAAAAGCUCUUGGUAUAAAAUCUCACUAUCAUUACAAAUAGUGUUUAUGAGGUCAAAAAAUGUGUAAAAGAGAGAACGUGCUCAUAUAUCCCGUGUCUCUAUGGUAGACAAGUUCAUUGGAGGUCUUGUGAUAUUGCUUUUUAAUAGUUUUGAAUAUUUUUCUGAGUGGAGCUUUUCCAUGUGAAAUCACAGCCGCUACAAUAAAGAGAGAGGACACAUCAUGUCUUCAUGAUUUCUAUUCAGAUGAAUGAACUCUUCUUACAUACAAAACAAUCGUCGUCUGCUGCUCUGCAUCCACAUUGAGUAAUUCAUGACUUUCUCAACAAUAUUAACAUGUUGUUCAUCAGUAAGUUUAAUUUUUCCUUAAAAAAUAUACAAUGUAAAUUCUUAAGUAAUAUCUAUGUCGGUAUUUGUAUAUAAAAUGUAUAAGUCAAAUGCCCCCACCCUCAUUAUCUUGAAAUUAAAUAUUUAUAAAAUAACAUUAUGUUAUCUGCUCCACUCACUCUUUCUUGUCUUGUUAAUAUACAUAUAUUUUAUAUAACUGAUUUCCUGUUGCUAAUGAAUUCGUACAUUAAAAAAAGUUGAAUAUUUUUGUAUGUGUUUAAAGUAGUGAGGGAAAUGCACCGUCUUUCAUUCACAGGCCUGCACAUUGACGGGAGCGCCUCUGACGUCAUAUAUGUGCGACAGCGUGUAUCUCCUCAGCAGCAGCGGCGGCGGCGGCGGAGCUGGAGGUGGAGGACCUUCCAUUCAGAGUCAGCGUGGAGGACACGUCCAGCAUGGUGCACCUCGGAGUCUGGUUCCUCCUGCUCGGCUCGGUGCGGUGGCAUCACAGCCGCGGUGCUGCAGGCCACUCUGUGCCCGGCUGCCUCUUGCAGCUGGAGUUUAAGUGCGGCGAUGGUUCGUGCAUCCCGAGGUCGACGUUGUGUGAUGGACGUGCAGACUGUGAGGAUGGUUCAGACGAACAACACUGCAGUCAUGUGUGGUGUAAGAAAGAUGAAUUCACAUGCCGCAGCAAACGGUGCGUAUCCACAAGUUUCUUAUGCAACGGCGUCGACGACUGUGGCGACGGCAGCGACGAGGCAUCCUGCCAGAUCUGCACCACUGGCCUCUUCUCCUGCGGUCCAUUUGACGUUUGCCUGGCCAGAGACAAGCUGUGUGAUGGACGGACCGACUGCAAGGACGGACGGGAUGAGACCCCGGAGCUGUGUGGUCGGACCCAGCCUCGGCCACAGAGCUCUCACACAUGUGCAGCUUCUGAGUUUCCGUGUGGAGACGGGCAGUGUAUCCGCCAGGCCUGGAGGUGUGACCACGCACCCGACUGCUCUGACGGCAGCGACGAGGACAACUGUGAUCAGAAUGAGUGUCUGGUAAACAACGGCGGCUGCUCUCAUGGCUGUGAGGACCUGAAGAUGGGUUUCGUCUGCCACUGCCCAGAGAACACGAGGCUGGUCGGGGACAGUCAUUGCGAGGAGGUGGACACAUGCCUGAAGAAAGAUGUGUGCGAUCAACUGUGUGUUCACGUGAACGGCAGCUUCGCCUGUGACUGCCUCGAGGGCUACAGCAUGAAUCCAGCCACCAGAGAGUGCAAAGCCAAAGGAAAUCAGGCUGAGGUGGUUUUCACCUCCUCUAAAGGAGCACAAUGGAUGAGCGUGACUGGCACAGCGCACAGGGAACUGGCCCCACAUUUAUCAGGACAGGGGCCUGUGGCGGCUUUGGCCUCAAACCACACACUGUACUGGGCCCGGCGAGGACGAGGCGCUAUAUACAGGGUCUCCAUGAAUGGAAAACCACAGGAUGCCACAUUGCUGCUGAAAGUAAAAGGUUCAGUGUCGGGCCUGGCCGUGGACUGGAUCCACCAGCUCCUCUACUGGUCCGGCGUGGAGAGUGGUUCCGUGAACGUCGGCCUGCUGGAUGGUUCGACACAGCGUCCGCUCAUCACAGGGCUGGACAAACCUUCUGCUGUGGCUGUGGAUCCUCUCAGAGGGUUUCUCUUCUGGGCUCAAUGUGGCAGCUUCCCAAAGAUUGAGAGAUCUGGCUUGGACGGCCGAGACACUGUGGCCCUAGUCACUUCCUUGAUACGCUUCCCCGCUGCCCUCUCUGUAGAUAUGCCUCGUCAGCUGCUGUACUGGGCUGACCAGAGAAGCAUCUCCAGAGUAAAUUUUGAAGGCCGUGAUCGUAAAACAGUGGUAGAGUCUAAUGGUUAUCUGGACCGACCCUUCGGACUGGCUGUGUUUGAGGGUUUUGUAUAUUGGAGUGAAGAAGUCACGCACUCCAUCUGCAGAGCAAACAAGCACAAUGGCAGCCAACUUCAAGCACUGCUGACAAAUGUAGCGUCACCGGGGGGUGUGGUCGUCGUUCAGCCCAUCCUUCAGCCCGAUGGGUCAUCUGUGUGUGGACGUCCCGGGGCGGAGUGCCGGCACGGGUGUGUGGUCGACCUGCUGUCUGAGAGUCCAGAGUUCAGCUGUGUUUUUCCAGACACCGGACAAAAUAAUUCUCAAGAAACUCCUGCUGUCUCUCGCUCUGUUCCUGCCUCGAGUUUAUCUGAUCCCACAUUCACUGGAAUCCUCUCUCUCAUCAUUUGUCUCAGUUUGCUGCUGGUGGGGAUUGCUGUGUGGUGGUGGAGAGAGGAGUUCAGUCCAUCCAGGCCUCUCACUGUGCAGAGUUUCUACCUCAAAGAAUCUCAGGACCCGCUCAUCAACCAGGGGCCAAGGUGAGAGAAGAAACUCGGCAUAAGCUGGACUUGGACUGGGAACGAAGAAAGUGUGACACAGACGGCCAGCUGACCGGGCUUCACCUGGUGCUUCUCAACCCCCGGACUGAACGACAUGACGGCAAACUCUGCUGAUCACAACUCCCCCUGGAGGUUAAAUCUCCGGAGAGGUGACUUGGUGGUAGAUGAGUGAGAUCAGAGAGGAGAAAGGGCCUUUGAACACUCAUUCCUGUUGUACCUUCAGUUCUGGAGGAGUAUUGCAUUCAGCCCUUUUACCUCUACAGUAGAUUAUCGUUGUUGUUGAAGGCCAUUGUCAAUUUUGAUGCUGAAACAGCUCAACAAGCAUUCAUCUAUUUAUUUUUUUGUGUUAAAUAUUAAUAUGGAUAAAAUAUUUUGCUUAAUUUUUAAAGCAUAAAAAUCUCCCAAAACGACCAAUGGAAAGAUAAUCUGUUCAGAUUAGAGAUUAAAUUAUUAGUUGACUGAUCAAUAGAUCUCCAACAAACUGAAAUGAAUUUGCAUAUUUUCAUGACUGAUUAGCUGGUUUCAGAUGAGAUUUAUUCUGCUUUUCUUUCAAAUUUGAGAGUAAAAUGAAAAUAUCUUUGGGUUUGGCACUGUGGAUGAGACAAAACAAGCAAUUUGUGUUCUGUGGGGAGUGGUGACAAAUUCAUUUCACUGUUAUCUAGAAUUUCAGAGGGAAAGAAUCAUCGAAGAAAAUAAUGACUCUUUACAAUUCCAGUUUAUUUUUAGUCACUUUACUUUUCCAGUAUUAACGAUGGAUUGGAGGUGUUGUGAAUAGUAGAAUCUCCUUCCAAGAAAUAUGUUAAUUCUUGGCCUUCAGGUUUGUCAGUAUUCAAUACAAAACAACUUUAUUUGUCCCCGGAGGGAAAUUCUAAGAUACUGUAAUCUGUAAAAAAGAUAUUGUUUUAAAAACUUUACGGACUUCAGCCAAAUCUAACGAAGGAAAACCAUUCUACACUCUCAGUUUAAAAACUCCCAAAAGUGCACUGGACUGAGAAAAUGAUUUUUAUUUUUAUUACAGUGUAAGAAUACUUUGUAUUUAUUCCACACAUGGCCUUGAUAUUAUAUGUGCAAACUGCUGCCUUUGUACAAUAUUCAUUCAUCAAUUCACAGUGAUUUAUGCAAACUGAAGUUAAAAUGGCCUUUGAAAGGUUAAUGAACAGAUGAAAGCCCUGGGUUUGACUCUCACUGGGGUUUCCUCAUCUGGAGUCGUGGCAGAAUAGCAUCCUUCGGUUUCAAUUUAUCCAUCAGAGGAGGUUCUGAUACGGCUUUUCUUAUAGUUUUUACUGAAUACUACUGAAACUGUCUUUGAAUGUCGGGAAAUGAUUGAUGCUGAUAUUAACAGGAAGCCAGCAGCUGGUUAUCUCAGCUUUAUUACAGAAAGGGUUGAAACAAUGAUCCUGACUCUGUCCAGAGGAAAGAAAAUCCACCUUCCAGCAUCUCUACAGCUCGGCCUCUGUAGCUUCAUAUCUACUGUGCAGACAUGAGAGUGGUAACAAUCUUCUUUUCUAACUGUAAGAUAGUAAAUCAGUGUCUUUCCCCACAUUUCAAACUAUUGAUUUUAAAGAAAUAAAAAAGAAAAUGAAGUGUAGCUUGUUCAGAGACAAUAACACUGUACAUGUAGUCAGUGUUAGGAGUGUGAGUAAAGAGACCAAGAGGAUUUCUACCAUGGGAACGAAUGUGUGUUUUGUUAAAUGUCUCCUAGAGGUUUGGAUUUGCUUGUGAAUGUUUGAUGGACUUGCCUUGUCGGAUGUCCAGUCUCCUUGUGUUCUUUUUUUCUCAGAUGAUUCUGUAUGAGUUCUCAAACUGUGUGAGUUUCGCUGUUGGUAUUUAUUUCUAAGGAAGAGUUUUAUUUAUAUUUGGGCGACUUCACAGUCAUUGUUGAACUGUGUUUGCGCCACAUGGGAUUCGCUUGAAUGAUGAAAUGCGCUUGAAUGAUGAAAUGCACAUGAAAUAAAUAUCAAAAGUAUUUCA
Messenger RNA from Hippoglossus stenolepis (Pacific halibut), 5411 nucleotides. Its product is annotated as low-density lipoprotein receptor-like. Gene Ontology annotation, molecular function: protein binding; calcium ion binding. The transcript is spliced from 13 exons. The coding region runs from base 1486 to 3423 and encodes 645 amino acids. The record is from RefSeq and is a predicted model, not a curated record. Lineage: Eukaryota; Metazoa; Chordata; Actinopteri; Pleuronectiformes; Pleuronectidae.